AUGGUACUGACCCAAAGAAGAAAACGGGUAGCAGCAUAUAAAGCCUUGUCAUUCUAUACCUGCAGGCAGGGGAGGCUUCCUGGCCUGGACAAAGGCUCCUCCCAAGGGGGUCCUGGGAAGCGAGAUCAGUCAAAUGUGAACGGCAAACGCCGAGAGGCCGCUUUCAGAGCCAGACCUGGGAUGGACUCUUUGUCGGCCCUGAAGACCGUGCUGGUCUUGGGCCUGGUCACCGGCUUGGCGGGAUGCGCCCCCGGCUUGAACGGGACGGGGGACCGGUGGGAGGCUCUCUACUCCCGCUCCCUGGCGCGGAUCCCGGGCGAGAAGCGGGAUGAGAGCAACCGGGACGGCGACUACCUCCUGGGCAUUAAGAGGCUGCGGCGCCUUUACUGCAACGUGGGGAUCGGCUUUCACAUACAAGUCUUACCGGAUGGUAGAAUAACGGGAGUACACAGCGAAAAUCGUUAUAGUCUCCUGCAGAUAUCUCCAGUGGAGAGAGGGGUGGUGACUCUGCUUGGGGUCCGCAGUGGUCUCUUUGUGGCCAUGAACCGGCGUGGAAAGCUCUAUGGAUCUUUACACUACAGCAACGAGUGCAAGUUUAAAGAGAAGCUCCUCGCCAACAACUACAACGCCUACGAGUCAGUGGCCUUCCCGAGGAUGUUCAUCGGUCUGAGUAAGAACGGGAAAACAAAAAGAGGAAAUCGAGUGUCACCUGCCACGACAGUGACACACUUCUUGCCAAGAAUCUAGUGGCUUCAUAAAUAGACUUCAGCUGAAGGUGGGCGGAUGGGGAGGGGUCUCCAAAACAUGAUGCACUUUCACACCAAGUUAAAUGCAAGUGUGUCAUAUUUGAUCUUUUGCUAUGUACAUGGUCAUGUUUUUUCUUUUAAUUUAUGUUUAACAGCUGUUUUGUAUUUUUAUAGGAGCAGAUGUCUUUUUCUCUGUGGGUGGGCUAAAAGGGG
Molecule: messenger RNA, 959 nt
Organism: Menidia menidia (Atlantic silverside)
Lineage: Eukaryota; Metazoa; Chordata; Actinopteri; Atheriniformes; Atherinopsidae
Source: the annotation of a GenBank genome assembly